UUCUGGCGGAUCCUGGAUGCUAAAACGGAAGGGACGAAAUAAAAUUUAUCUGAAGUUAAUGGAGGGGAAUGGGCGACAUCAGAAACCGUCGAAGGGGGCAACAAUGAAAAAAUCACGUCCGGAUCCAUGGUAGCAGCUCAUCGAGAUUCAUACAUCACAAUUCACAUAUAAAAGAUGAUCGCAACAGAAGAGUUUACCUUCCCCGUGAUCAGCAGCAACGCCGCCCUCAAUCUCGCACUCCUGCCGCCUCUCUGGAGAAUCUCCGAUCCCGAUCAAACGAGCACCGCCACCGCACACCGCCGGCAGUUCGCGAGCCAAGCCGUCAAAAUCGACGAUGCGGAGGAGGACGCCCAAAGAGAGGAAGCGGGGAGUGAAUCGCAGGAGAAGAUGGAUCUACUGUGGGAGGAUUUCAACGAGGGAUUACAGAGCUCCGCCGAUUCUGAAUUAAGCGAAGAAACUAGUGAAAAUCAUCAUAGCAAUAAUAGCAACAACAAAAGUGGCGGGGAUGAAUUCGAAGAUCUAGAUCUGGAGGAGUGCGCUAAUGUGCGCCAAUUGAGAUUGAUCCGUGCAAAGCCGAGGAAGAUGGAAUCGCUGGUGAAGGUAGUGAAGAAGCUUUUCGCGCGCACCAACCAACAAAAGACCAAUCAUUGAUAUGCACACAACAUACAGUUGCAUACGAAUUCGAUAGAUAUGUAUUGUUGAUUCAGGAAGAAUUGUAAGAUCCGUCUUAUUAUGAUUGGGUUUGUAUAAUAUAUUUAGAGUAAAGGCCAAAAUUGGUCCUUAACAUAUAGCCAUUUUACGAUUUUGGUCCUAAACAUUAUCUUUUGGAUUUUUUGGUCCUGCACAUAUGGACA
This is a messenger RNA of Salvia splendens (bonfire salvia), 854 nucleotides long. RefSeq lists its product as uncharacterized. Lineage: Eukaryota; Viridiplantae; Streptophyta; Magnoliopsida; Lamiales; Lamiaceae. The record is from RefSeq and is a predicted model, not a curated record. Bases 175 to 651 code for a protein of 158 amino acids. The transcript is spliced from 2 exons.